CACUGAGUCGUCACUGACCCUUACAAACACAAACAACAACAAGAAUUUUGUAGUUUUCACGUCGUUUUUAACAUUGUUUAAAACAUUACUGUUAUAUUAUACGAGUCCAUCAUGACGACAAUGGACAUCUGGAAGACUUUUGAGCCUGAUACUUACUACAAGAGCUUCCUGGAGAAAAACAAGAGACCAGAUGGUCGAGGACUGAUGAGUGUCCGGCCCAUCACUGUCAAAGUUGGGACUAUAACUACAGCUGAUGGUUCAUCCACUGUACGUGUGGGCCACACCACUGUCAUCUGCGGUAUUAAGGCAGAAAUAGCCACCCCAGUACUCAGGAACCCAAACCAAGGCUUCAUUGUACCUAAUGUGGAACUAUAUCCAUGUUGUUCUCACAUGUUCAAGAUAGGGCCACCUGGUGAGAAAGCAAUGGCUACCAGUCAAUUUUUAAAAAAUGUCAUCAGCAGUGCUAAGGUACUGGACCUGACAGACCUCUGCAUUGUGCAUAACAAGUUGAUGGACCCAACAGCAGAAGAUGAAACUCAGGGAAGUGGGGAAGUGACUGUGGUUCUUCUGGAAAAUGGAUCGCUGUGCACCACACACAAGCCUGGUGGUCAACUCAUCUUGCCCAACAUCCUUGAUACAUUUGUUGAUCUUGCUAAACAGAGAGUUCAUGCUGUUAAUACUUUAAUUGGUAAAGAAAUCAAUGAGUGAACAAAUAUCUCAUAAUGUUCAGAGCCAUGUUUACUUGUUAUAUGAAUAGCAACACACCAUGCAAUGUUUAUUUUUAAUUUUUCUACUUUUGAUUUAAUCUAAAAAUAAAACAGAAAAUCAGUAAA
Messenger RNA from Cherax quadricarinatus, 833 nucleotides. The record is from RefSeq and is a predicted model, not a curated record. NCBI's taxonomy places the organism in Eukaryota, Metazoa, Arthropoda, Malacostraca, Decapoda, Parastacidae.